Molecule: messenger RNA, 4003 nt
Organism: Melospiza georgiana
Lineage: Eukaryota; Metazoa; Chordata; Aves; Passeriformes; Passerellidae
Gene: SP3
Product: Sp3 transcription factor
Exons: 7
Coding region: 230-2551 (773 amino acids)
Biological process (GO): regulation of transcription by RNA polymerase II
Molecular function (GO): DNA-binding transcription factor activity, RNA polymerase II-specific; RNA polymerase II cis-regulatory region sequence-specific DNA binding
Source: RefSeq, a predicted model, not a curated record
CGCGGCAAGCCCCACCUUUCGGCUUUCCCGCACCGUCAAUCAAAAUAGGAAAAAAAACCCGGAGUAGGCUCGGGCCGCCGCCGCCGCUUCAGCCCGCCGUGAGCACAAUAAGCAUGUCCCCGGCGGCAGCCGCCUAGCCCCAGCCAGCAGGGCCUGUGUGCGAGCCAGCCAGCCUGCCUGCCUGCCUCCCGCCCAGCCAGCCAGCCAGCCGGCCGCUCGCACUCACACCAUGACCGCUCCCGAGAAGCCCGUGAAACAAGAGGAAAUGGCUGCCUUAGACGUGGACAGCAGCAGCCACAGCGAAUAUCUCCAGCACGGCAACGGCGCCGCCCCGGCCUCCGCCGGGGCGGCCGCCCCCCAGGACGCGCAGCCGUCACCGCUCGCUCUGCUGGCGGCCACCUGCAGCAAGAUCGGCCCGCCGUCGCCGGAGGAGGAUGAGGCCGCCGCCGCCGCCGCUGCCUCUCACUCUGCCGGAGCGACAGGGGAUUUGGCUUCUGUGCAAUUAGCUGGAGCUCCAAACAGAUGGGAGGUCUUGUCUGCAGCUCCUACCACUAUAAAGGACGAAGCUGGUAAUAUAGUACAGAUUCCAGGUGCUGCCACAGUAACUUCAAGUGGGCAGUAUGUCCUUCCUAUUCAGAGUUUGCAAAAUCAACAAAUCUUUUCUGUUGCACCAGGAUCAGAUUCGUCGAAUGGUACAGUGUCUAACGUACAAUACCAAGUAAUACCCCAGAUCCAGACAGCGGAUGGUCAGCAGGUUCAGCUUGGCUUUGCAGCCUCUUCUGAUAAUAGCAGUAUAAAUCAAGAAACUGGUCAAAUUCAGAUCAUUCCUGGCUCGAAUCAAACCAUCAUUGCCUCUGGAACAUCUUCAGCUAAUAUUCAGAAUAUCUUAUCUGGUCAGUCUGGUCAAGUCCAGGUUCAGGGAGUUGCAAUUGGUGGUUCGUCUUACCCUGGCCAAGCGCAAGUGGUUGCUAACGUCCCUCUUGGACUGCCAGGGAAUAUUACUUUUGUACCCAUUAAUAGUGUUGAUCUAGAUUCUCUGGGACUUGGCAGUGGUUCUCAAACCAUGACAGCAGGCAUUAAUGCAGAUGGGCACUUGAUAAAUACUGGACAGGCCAUGGAUAGUUCAGAUACUUCUGAGAGGACUGGUGAGCAAGUUUCUCCUGAAAUUACAGAAACUGCCGCUGAUAAUGACUUAUUUGUGCCAACGUCAUCUUCAUCACAAUUGCCCGUUACCAUAGACAGUUCAAGUAUAUUGGAACAAAAUGCAAAUGACUUGACCACAACUAGUGGUCAAGUUCAUGGUUCUGAUCUUCAGGGAAAUUACAUCCAGACAUCAGUCUCUGAUGACACGCCGGCUCAGAAUAUUCAGGUCUCCACAGCACAGCCAAUUGUACAACACAUACAGCUGCAAGAGUCGCAGCAGCCAACCAGUCAAGCCCAGAUUGUACAAGGUAUUGCGCAACAGACAAUCCAUGGUGUUCAAGCAAGUCAAAGUAUAUCUCAACAGGCUCUUCAAAAUCUUCAACUGCAGCUGAAUCCUGGAACUUUCCUAAUUCAGGCACAAACAGUGACCCCUUCUGGGCAGAUAACCUGGCAGACAUUUCAAGUGCAAGGAGUGCAGAACUUGCAGAACUUGCAAAUUCAGAAUGCACCUGGUCAACAAAUAACUCUGACUCCUGUGCAGACUCUCACUCUUGGUCAAGUUGCAGCAGGUGGUGCGUUGACAUCAACUCCAGUUAGUCUAAGCACUGCUCAAUUGCCAAAUCUACAGACAGUUACAGUAAACUCUAUAGAUUCUGCUGGUAUUCAGCUGCACCAAGGAGAAAAUGCUGGCAGUCCUGCAGAUAUUAGGAUUAAAGAAGAGGAUCCUGAUCCAGAAGAGUGGCAGCUCAGUGGUGAUUCUACACUGAAUACUAAUGAUCUAACACAUUUGAGAGUACAGGUUGUAGAUGAGGAAGGGGACCAACCACAUCAGGAGGGGAAAAGACUGCGACGAGUGGCAUGUACAUGUCCCAACUGCAAAGAAGGUGGUGGAAGAGGCUCCAACUUGGGAAAAAAGAAGCAACACAUUUGUCACAUACCAGGAUGUGGCAAAGUAUAUGGGAAGACCUCACAUUUGAGAGCUCAUCUCCGCUGGCAUUCUGGAGAGCGUCCAUUUGUUUGUAAUUGGAUGUUCUGUGGCAAAAGGUUCACUCGCAGCGAUGAGCUCCAGCGACACCGAAGAACGCACACAGGUGAGAAGAAAUUUGUCUGUCCAGAAUGUUCAAAACGCUUUAUGAGAAGUGACCAUCUUGCCAAACACAUUAAAACACAUCAGAAUAAAAAAGGUAUUCACUCUAGCAGUACAGUGCUGGCAUCAGUAGAAGCAACAUCUGAUGAUACUUUGAUUACUGCAGGAGGAACAACACUUAUCCUUGCAAAUAUUCAACAAGGUUCUGUUUCAGGAAUAGGAACUGUUAACACAUCUGGCACCAGCAAUCAGGAUAUUCUUACCAACACUGAAAUACCUUUACAGCUUGUCACAGUUUCGGGAAACGAGACAAUGGAGUAAAUAUUACACAAGAUACCUAUUAAUUGUGGUUAUUUUUAUACAGUAGUGAGAAGAAUAUUGUUCCUAAGUUCUUAGAUAUCUUUUUAUUGAUGUGCAAAAAUUUUUGGAUUGACAGUAACUUGGUUAUACAUGACACUGAAAUGCCUUACUUUGUAUGAUAUUCCAUAGUAUAUUAAAAUGGUAAAAUUGCAUGGGUUUUGUAGGUACUUUUGGAAUCUAGAAGAGAAGAAAUUUUACCAAGUUAUAUUAAAAAAAAAAAAAAAAAGAAUUUAACGAUGGAAAUGGUAGUCUAACCAAAUGCAUCAAUCCUGUGUGGUUUAGUGUAAAAAAAAUGAGAACAUGUUGGUAUUUAUCUAUUGUAAGAUAAAAGAAGUUGAUGGGUGAAAAGAAAUCACAUUAUGAUAAAAGAAAUUUUGUAAUUUUCUUGAUGACUGGAAUUUUUAUUAUGCAUAACUGACAAAUCAAGUUUCCAAGCAAAUGUUACAUAGUGUAGGCUUUACUUAGCUCAUCAACUUGUCAUUUUGAAGCUAAUUAUUUUAAUUAGGUUAACUAUGUACAAUAUUUUAAGCAUUACUCUUGUAAGAUUUUGCAAACUACAUUUUAACAUGGAACUCUAGGGAUAGUCACCUUUUAAAUCCUAUUGAAAAGCCAUGUUUAAGAUUUAAUUUGCCAAAAUGAUGUCUUGUUAAUAUUCUUUCAAUAACCAAGGUGGGCAAUAUAACCAAUGUUUAAAAAGCUUAAAAUGUUAAGAAAAAUAAAUAUGUAUAGGUUGAAGCAUUUGGGUGGUAAGGCAGAUGUUAUAGUGAAGUAUAUCCCUUCUUUUGAACAUUGGAGGACCAAAAAUAAGGUGUAUUGCGUCUCAGCAGUGAUUUUUAUCAAAUCUUUUUCCAAAAAAAACAUCUGUAUGCCAGGGCCUUAAAAGCCAUCAUGUAAAUUACCAGUAAAAUAUAACAUAUGCAAAUACAAAAGAAAAAUCACUUCCAUAUUGACAGUACUCCCAAACAUAUGGGUAUAGUCAUAGUGAACUAGGGGGGUUAUGAGGUUUUUGUUUGUUUGUUGUUUAGUUUUUGGUUAGUCAAUCUGCAUUUAAAUAUCAGCCAUCUUUCCUUUUUUGCUUCUUCCCUUAAAAAUUGUAUGUAUCCAGUACAUUUAACUGAUAAACAUAUAUGUUUUUUAUUAUGCUGAAUUUUCUUUUUAUUUUUUAAUUACUGUUUAUAUUUUCAAUUAUAGAAAAUGUACAAAAUGAAGUUAUAUAGCCAGUCUGUAAGUGCUAUACCAUUUUCAAAAAAUGUACAACAAUAAUUACUGCAGUUCACCUAUUUACAAACAUUUGGAAAUCUGUUCAUUUGUUAUUCUUAAAACCACCUCAAAUUUAAAGGCUACCUUAUUGUACGUUUAAAGUGUAUUAUAACAGUGUGGUAGUUAAUAAAACACUAUUUUUUUUUCUUUUGA